Trichomonas vaginalis G3 is the source of this 966-nucleotide messenger RNA. RefSeq names its product integrase core domain containing protein family. The record is from RefSeq and is a predicted model, not a curated record. The coding region runs from base 1 to 966 and encodes 321 amino acids. Gene Ontology annotation, biological process: DNA integration. Gene Ontology annotation, molecular function: nucleic acid binding. The transcript has a single exon. NCBI's taxonomy places the organism in Eukaryota, Parabasalia, Trichomonadida, Trichomonadidae.
AUGAAGGGAGGAUUGAAUUCCAAAAUCAAAGCAGAUAAAAUUAAACCACUUACAACACCAAAACCUCCAACAGUAGUACCUCCUCCUCCUUCAGUUAAUCCUUCAUCAUUCACUUUAUUAUAUCCAUUUCAAACAUUUAAGAAGCAAAAAAAUUUUAAAAAGGAUUUCAAGAUAUUAAAUAAACCAAUUGACCCGAAAAUUCAACCAUUAAAGGAAAAAUUUAGUCGACCUUCAUUUGCACCAUAUCCAUAUUCAUACGAAAUUGAUCAUCUGGAAUAUUCAAAAGGAAACGUUACUUAUUUAUUUGCCAUUAACAUUAACACUAGAUAUUUAUAUUGCAUUCCAGUGAAAGGGAAAACAGAACAGGAAACAAGAAGAGCUAUUCAAUACUUACUAGAUCAUGAAAGAGUAGAUAAUAUCAGGGGUGAUGGUGAUAAAGGAUUUCAGGCAGCUAUGGCUCAUUAUUUCCCACAAAUUAAUUUUUACUUUUCAUCCUCUCCAUAUACGUUUCAUAAUAAAAUAGUUGAUGCGGUAAUGAGAACUCUUAGAGAUGCGUUAGGGGUUAACGGUCAGAUAUACUGGGAUGGAAAUCAUGACUCCAUCAUACAACAGUUAGUAUAUUAUUACAAUAAUACAUGGCAUAGAACUAUAAACAUGAAACCGGUGGAAAUGAAAAAUGAUAUUUCAAAAGAAUGGGAAUAUAUUAGAAAGCAAAUGGAAAAGUUAAAUGAUGUUAAACGUGAACAAAUUAAUUCGGGGCUCAUGAAUUUUAAACAAGGAAAUAAAGUUUUGAUUCAUCUCGAUUAUGGAAAAACUGAUAAAUCAAUGACAAAAAGAAGACGAAGAUUUGACACAAUAGCUGAAUUUGUUAGAUAUAUUAACGGCAAUGCAUUAGUUGAAGUUGACAAGAAAUUAAUAGAAAUUCCGAUUUAUUUUAUUACUCCAUUAUAUUUAAAUAAUAUUUAA